Molecule: messenger RNA, 1802 nt
Organism: Ectocarpus sp. CCAP 1310/34
Lineage: Eukaryota; Phaeophyceae; Ectocarpales; Ectocarpaceae
Source: the annotation of a GenBank genome assembly
GGAUGCCUCCUAGUACAGCCAUGGCGAGUGACUCCGGCAUGGGCUCCCCCGUUGUGGGCGCCAGUGUGCGGGUACCAGGACCUCCACAGCAAAGUCAAGCACCGGACCAGCUACGAGUCAUGGUGGCGGGCGAGAGUGGGCUAGGCAAGGCAAUGAGAACGACUUUCCUGAACAACAUUUUUCGGCAUCUCAAUCGAGGCGAAAAUCCGAUGGACCAAGCUGCCACCGUGGUACAGGCCGCAGGCAGAGGCGUUUUCGGCAACGGCAAGACGCUCAGUAUCGAAGAACGCGAGUUUGACUAUAAGACGGAACGAGGACAGGACUACAAGUUCUUCUUGGUGGACACCCCUGGGUACGGCGACCAUGUGAAUGUCAGCCUAAGCUUCCAACCGGUGGUAGACUACAUCAUGAGCGGGAACAAGAGGUACCUGGCGGAAGUGAGGAGGGGCAACGAGACGCCGGAGAAGGACGGCAGGACGGACGUCUGCAUAUACUUCAUUGCUGCUCAUCGGUGCAAGCCCAUCGACAUCGAGUACAUGAAGCAGCUCUCCAAGGCUGUAGCCGUAAUCCCCGUGAUCGGUAAAUCCGACAGCAUGACGGUGGACGAGAUGAAAGACUUCAAGGCGGCCAUCGUUGACCUUGCUGCUCAGGACAAUGAGCUCAAGUUUUUUCAGUUCUCAGAGAUGUCGUGGAAUGAAUGCCUUACAGCCCUCGGAUUCACUGUCACACCCAGCUGGCUGGGCGAAAGGCAGCCGCCCCCUUACGCCGUAAUCUCGAGCAAGGUGGACGAGCCCCACGGGGGCCUUUUCCGUAACCCCGCACGUAGGUACCCGUGGGGCACCUGCCGCGUCAUGGAAACGACGCACAGCGAAAACACCUACCUCCAAUGUCUUUUGCUGGAGGUGGGCUUCCAGGACAUAAAGGACGAGAUGACGGCGCGCUACAGAGCUUUCGUUAAAGAGCAGACAAGGCCUAUGACGGAGGUUACUGUCGGCGUUAUCAAAUGCCUUCCUCGCCGGGCUUCAAAAGCCGCUCUCAAUGUUGCUCACGAGGCUCAAGGUCGCCGUCCCAAGUCUGUUCUGGCCCUGACGAUGGCCACGGUAUGCGCCUUGGCCGCGGUGAUGCUGGCGUACCUUUGUUGCGGGGUCCACGGUACCCCCCCGAUCUUGGGGCGAGGAGGCAUGUACAACCCUGCCGAGGGCCUGGCCAACUGGGCCAAAGUCAUCGAAAAAAUGCAGGAGCUCGAAGGAUGGGACCGCAUCUUGGCGGCGCCGGACUCCGGCGAGGAGCACCUGGACGUCCUCAUCGAUGUGCUCGUGGAGCACUACAAGAACGCGGAGCUGCGCAACAAGGCACAGGUCGCUACGGCUGUUCGCGGCCUACGCCGCAUAUUUGACAUUUGACGGGUGAGACUGUUUCGGAGAUGAAAAGCAAGCGAGGCCUACCUAGGCAGGGCAGACCGACCGGUGAAACGCUGUGAGCUCCUGUCACCCCUAUCACGCAAAAGGCACCCUAUAUGCCUUGCUUGAUGGAACAUGAAACCGUGGGACGGUCACCAUGCCUAGGUUUAUCCAGACGCUUAGGGCAGCCUCGUGUUGUUCGUGGGUUGGAUGUGUAGGGUCUGCUACUCACUUUAGGCUGUUGUCGUUGUAGGUGACGUGUUGGCUUGUUUGAAUUGUGUGAUUCUCGAGAAUAGAGCUUAAUGUUGACAUUGUACGUGGGGAGAAACCUUUUGGAAUGAUAGAAAAUGAAACCUUGGGGCUGCCGAUUGGCUCUUAGUAGGGAAGUUACUCGCCUUGUCG